Molecule: messenger RNA, 573 nt
Organism: Akanthomyces muscarius
Lineage: Eukaryota; Fungi; Ascomycota; Sordariomycetes; Hypocreales; Cordycipitaceae
Exons: 2
Coding region: 1-573 (190 amino acids)
Biological process (GO): protein transport; vesicle-mediated transport
Cellular component (GO): intracellular membrane-bounded organelle
Source: RefSeq, a predicted model, not a curated record
AUGAUUAAUGCUUUCCUGGUCUUCAACGGCCUUGGACAGCCUCGGCUGACCAAGUUUUACACGCAGCUUGACACGAGCAUCCAGCAGCGCCUCAUUUCCGAAAUCUUCACCCUCGUGUCGAACCGCCCCGCGAGCUCCUGCAACUUCCUCCCGCUCCCGCCGCUGCUCGCGGCCUCGGGCACGGCGCACGGCUCCUCCGGGGAGCAAAACGACGUGCCGUCGCUCGUCACCUACCGCAAUUACGCGACGCUCUACUUCAUCGUCAUCUCGACCUCGACCGAGUCGCCGCUCGCCCUCAUCGACCUGAUCCAGGUGUACGUCGAGGCGCUCGACAAGCUCUUUGAGAACGUCUGCGAGCUCGACCUCAUCUUCAACUUUGAGACGCUGCACGCCGCCCUCUCCGAGAUGAUCAUCGGCGGCGUCGUCAUCGAGACGAGCCUGGAGCGCAUCGUCGCGGGCGUGCGGGCGCAGGGCACCGUGGCCAAGCGGCCGGUCAACGAGGGACGCAGCACGGGGCUUGGCUCGGGGCUGAGUAUCGGCAUGGGCGGCAACUUUGGCUGGGCUGGGCGAUGA